AUGCCAUACUACCGCUUUCAAUCAUAGACGAAGAUGACAGUAUAUGUGUAUUUCUAUCUUGUGCUCUGCGAUAUAACUGUUCAGAAACGCCUUGUGCUUCAACUAGGGAAGGCAAAGCCUUCCUCCGCGCAGACACGCACAGACACUUACAACGAGCUCUUUAGUGUCCAUACGUUGCCAGCAAAUCUCGAAAUGUCAUCCACCCGCCUUCCUCCUGUUGCUCCCAAAGACCUAUCCCCAGCCCAGAAGUCCCUCUAUGACGAGAUUCAGCGGAUCAUCGGCGACAAAUUCAGCACCGUCGUGAGCCACACAGCUGAAGGGGCCCUUCUCGGACCCUGGAAUUUCCUAAUCCACCAUCCGACUAUAGGCAAGGCACUGGUACCUCUCACUCAAGCCCUCCUGGUCCGGCCGGGCCAUCUGUCCCGUCCCGUGCGAGAAGUCGCCAUCCUGGCCGUCGGCGCCCACUAUCGAGCUGCUUAUGAGAUCUAUGCCCACACCCUCUUGGCUACGCCGCUUCUAGGAAUCGACACGGUGGCGGCUACUCUCGAUAGUCGAGUCCCGCCCAAACUAGACUCGGACGCGUUAUGCGCCUUGGAGGUGACUCGCUCGCUUCUUGCGGGUGGGCCACUGCCGGACCCUCUCUGGGAUAGGGCUGUCAAGGAGCUUGGGGUGGAAGGGGCGCAGGAACUUGUCUUCCUGGUGGGCUAUUACUGUCUGGUCUCCGUGGGGUUGAACGGGUUUGGGGUGCAGGUGCCUUCUACACGCUCAGCGAAAUUGUGA
Molecule: messenger RNA, 780 nt
Organism: Aspergillus fijiensis CBS 313.89
Lineage: Eukaryota; Fungi; Ascomycota; Eurotiomycetes; Eurotiales; Aspergillaceae
Product: carboxymuconolactone decarboxylase family protein
Exons: 1
Coding region: 34-780 (248 amino acids)
Source: RefSeq, a predicted model, not a curated record